AUGCUCCAGAAUCCCGAUCUCGCACCUGGCGCAAGCAUCAAUCGCUGGAUCCUGGGAAUCAUCACCUUCCAUUUCAAUCUUGUCCACGUCCCAGGCACCUUGCAUGGCCCCGAUGGGCUUUCGCGACGAACCGCGCAACCGGGAGAUGCACCCGUAGACAGCUCAGACAACUUCGAAGACUGGAUCGACCGCGUCCACGGUUUUGUUCACCACGUCCUGCCAGUGCCUUUGCGCAGUGUCCCCACAGUUUCUACGCCCAUGCAGCUCUUCGCCCUUGUAGAUGCGACUGAGGACGGUCGAGAUCUCAGUGGGGGGGAGGGCGCUACCACUGAAGCGACUACCCAGCAAGCGGCAAGGGCGAAGGCACGAGCAAAAGUCAGAUUCGCGACAGAAGAACACACACACGAGCUUCCAGUACCAGAGGGUCCUCCGGCGAUGCCCUACUCGGAACACGCGUCGCGAGUGGACAGACGUCUGCGCAACGUGAAGGAUUGGCUGCGGACACUUCAGCGUCCUGCGCACCUCAGCAAGGACUCCGCGCACGCGACCUUCAUCAACUGA
Messenger RNA from Trametes versicolor FP-101664 SS1, 561 nucleotides. RefSeq lists its product as uncharacterized. The record is from RefSeq and is a predicted model, not a curated record. The transcript has a single exon. Bases 1 to 561 code for a protein of 186 amino acids. Lineage: Eukaryota; Fungi; Basidiomycota; Agaricomycetes; Polyporales; Polyporaceae.